AUUUACUGUUAUCCGCGUGAGAAAAACGGCAAUUAAGACGCGAAUAUAUUCCUGAAAAGGGUUAUACGAGGAAAUUCAAGAAAAAUUAGUCAGAGUGAGAAAGGGGCAAAAAUUAACGAAGAAGAAAGAGAUGGGUGUGACAAAGGAACAAGUCGAGUCUUCUUUGAACUCCAAACUUAACCCUUCCCAUCUUGAAGUAACCGAUAUAUCUGGAGGGUGCGGUUCAAGUUUUGCAGUCGAGAUUGUUUCAGAACAAUUUGAAGGCAAAAGGCUACUAGAAAGGCAUAGAAUGGUGAAUGCUGCCUUAGAGGAGGAAAUGAAAGAGAUUCAUGCACUCUCUGUAAAGAAAGCUGUAACCCCAGAACAGUGGAAAAAACAGCAAGAGUCCAACCAAUCAAAUCCUGCUGCCUAGAGCAUAUAAUAAUAGAUUUAUUAUUAUAAAUAAAAAAUCCUUACAAUAUGUUUCUGGCAAUAUUUGUGGAUCAUAGUUCUAUGUAUCAUUUUUGCCACUCAAAUUUUAUAUUGUACUACUGCUAAAUUUUGGUUGACAAAAUUUCUGACUUUCAGUGAGGUGAUUUUAUGAUGACAGUUCUGUUCUAUA
Molecule: messenger RNA, 601 nt
Organism: Trifolium pratense (red clover)
Lineage: Eukaryota; Viridiplantae; Streptophyta; Magnoliopsida; Fabales; Fabaceae
Product: protein BOLA2
Exons: 3
Coding region: 131-412 (93 amino acids)
Biological process (GO): intracellular iron ion homeostasis
Cellular component (GO): nucleus; cytosol
Molecular function (GO): 2 iron, 2 sulfur cluster binding
Source: RefSeq, a predicted model, not a curated record